AAUCGACUUCGUGGCGCGAGGAUGCUCGAAAAUAUAAGGAUCGAUGGUUGCUGAUCGUACAUCGCUAGUAUAAAAAGGAGGUUCUCAUCGACCGAUCCUCCAUUUUCAACUUGGUCAGCGGAAUGUCUCAUCGAAAGUUCAGCGCGCCUCGUCACGGGUCUAUGGGGUUCUACCCCAAGAAAAGAUCCCAAAGGCAUCGUGGAAAAGUAAAGGCUUUCCCCAAGGAUGACCCAAGCAAACCUGUUCAUCUUACAGCAUUUAUUGGUUACAAAGCUGGUAUGACCCAUGUUGUCCGAGAAGCUGAUCGUCCAGGAUCUAAGGUAAACAAGAAGGAAAUUGUCGAAGCUGUGACAAUCCUGGAGACCCCCCCAAUGAUUGUGGUUGGUGUGGUUGGAUACAUUGAAACUCCUCAUGGUCUUCGAGCACUUACCACAGUUUGGGCUGAGCAUCUUUCCGAGGAAUGUCGCCGCCGCUUCUACAAGAACUGGUACAAAAGCAAGAAGAAGGCUUUCACCAAGGCUUCGAAGAAAUGGCAAGAUGAUCUUGGUCGUAAGUCCAUUGAAAAGGAUCUGAAGAAAAUCGUGAAAUACUGCAAGGUCGUUCGUAUCAUCGCUCACACUCAGAUGAAGUUGUUGAAGCAACGUCAAAAGAAGGCCCAUAUCAUGGAAAUUCAAUUGAAUGGUGGUACUAUUGAACAAAAAGUACAGUGGGCUCGUGAACAUCUUGAAAAGCCAGUACCCGUUAACAACGUCUUUGCAUCUGAUGAGAUGAUUGAUGUCAUUGGUGUCACCAAGGGUAAAGGAUACAAAGGUGUCACGUCUCGUUGGCACACAAAGAAACUUCCUCGCAAGACACAUAAGGGUUUGAGAAAAGUGGCCUGCAUUGGAGCAUGGCAUCCCAGUCGUGUCUCAUUCACUGUGGCCCGGGCUGGUCAAAAGGGAUACCAUCACCGUACUGAGAUGAACAAGAAAAUCUACCGUAUUGGACAAGGCAUCCACACUAAAGAUGGAAAGGUCGUCAAAAACAACGCGUCUACAGAGUACGACUUGACCGAAAAAACCAUCACCCCAAUGGGAGGUUUCCCCCACUACGGUGAAGUUAACAAUGACUACGUUAUGCUGAAGGGAUGUUGUAUGGGUCCAAAAAAACGUAUAAUCACCUUGCGUAAGUCACUCCUGGUACACACCAAGCGUGCUGCGCUUGAAAAGAUCAACUUGAAAUUCAUCGAUACGAGCUCCAAGUUUGGUCACGGACGCUUCCAAACUGCGGCAGACAAGGCGUCCUUCAUGGGUCAACUCAAGAAGGAUCGUAUCCGCGAAGAAGCGGCUCAAUCGGCUACUGCCGCUCCGGCAGCUCCUGCAGCACAAUAAUUAUUUGUUGUACAGUUGUCGAAAAAUGAGAUAAAUAAAAACAUUUAAAAUGAAACCAAAAA
This is a messenger RNA of Athalia rosae (coleseed sawfly), 1432 nucleotides long. RefSeq names its product 60S ribosomal protein L3 (gene RpL3). Gene Ontology annotation, cellular component: cytosolic large ribosomal subunit; ribosome. Lineage: Eukaryota; Metazoa; Arthropoda; Insecta; Hymenoptera; Athaliidae. Gene Ontology annotation, biological process: ribosomal large subunit assembly; translation. Gene Ontology annotation, molecular function: RNA binding; structural constituent of ribosome. The record is from RefSeq and is a predicted model, not a curated record. The coding region runs from base 123 to 1370 and encodes 415 amino acids. The transcript has 8 exons.